AUGCGAUGGGCCAAGGCCCAGGGAGUCAAGAUAAAUGGCGUCACACCCGCGCACAUACCAGGCCGAGGGUCAGGCAUGAUCGCGACCAGAAACAUAGAGGAGGGUGAGGUCAUGAUCACAGUCCCUUUGGAUCUGAUGAUCACAAUCGAUUCCAUCCCGGCCUCCUUCAUCAAACAGUUUCCUGCUGGGACAUCGAUCCAUGGAAUCCUGGCCGCAUUUCUGACAGAGGGAGAUCAUGAAUUUCUGAAGAGAUGGGAUUUGUGGCGCAGAGUCUGGCCCUCCCGCAAGGACUUUGAAGACAGUAUGCCCAUCCUGUGGCCGGAAAAUUUACGGAGGUCGAACUCGGAGUUUCAGCAGACUCCCUGCGAGAGGCCCUUUCUCCUACCUCCUUCAGCUUCUGGCAUUUGGAAUUCAUUUGAAACUAGCCAGAAAGGUAGAAAAUUCGAGUCCACGAGCCAGAACCUGCUUGCGCAGCAGGAGAAAAGGCUUCAGGACGCAUGGCGGAAUGUAAUCACCGUGUUCCCGCACAUGGAUUGGGAUAAAUUUUCCUUCCACUGGUUAAUUCUGAACACGAGAAGCUUCUACUACGUCAAGCCCGGGCACGAACCUCCUGAAGACUGGAAUGACGCCAUAGGACUUGUACCUUUUGCAGAUUACUUCAAUCAUUCAGAUGACGCUGUCAGUACACUCUACACCGCGGUGUCGCAAGUCGCGGCGAAGCUAAUGCCUGUAGAAAAAGGGGAGGAGAUCUUCAUGAGCUACGGAGCUCACUCCAAUGAUUUUCUCUUCGUCGAGUAUGGAUUUUUCCUCGAUCAGAACGAGUCCGACGUUAUAUUCCUGGAUGAUAUCAUCUCAAAUACCCUUUCUGAAGCGGAAAGGGAAGAGCUUGCGUUCCAGCAAGGACUUGGGGGCAGCGACUACCAAGUCACGUCUUCUGGCGUCUGCCCUCGCACGAUUAACGCGGCGUGUGUCAAGUACAUGCCGUCCAAGGACUUUCGAAGUUACGUACAAGGUCGAGCAUCUAAAGCAUUCGACACGCGGAAAACCUGGAACAUUAUCCGUGAGUGGAUUGAAAUCUACCUCCGAGAGAGCAAUACAACAAUAGAGGCUAUUGGAUCAUUAGGAGCUCAAAGCGAAGGGCAAGUUGGGCAGCAGACCAAGGUAGCUUCGCUUCGAAAGAGGUGGGAGCAGAUCAGGGUGAUGUGUCAGAACGCUUUGGAUAAGACAAACGCAACUCAGCUAGAGGCAUGA
Aspergillus pseudoviridinutans is the source of this 1251-nucleotide messenger RNA. RefSeq lists its product as uncharacterized. Lineage: Eukaryota; Fungi; Ascomycota; Eurotiomycetes; Eurotiales; Aspergillaceae. The transcript has 5 exons. Gene Ontology annotation, biological process: peptidyl-lysine monomethylation. Gene Ontology annotation, molecular function: protein binding; protein-lysine N-methyltransferase activity. The coding region runs from base 1 to 1251 and encodes 416 amino acids. The record is from RefSeq and is a predicted model, not a curated record.